AUGUCCAAGCAAACACCAGGCUCAGGAUCUUUGAAAGAUUUAGAAAUCAAAAGAAGAGAGGUAUUCAAACCCAUUCUAGAUAAUCCUUACACCAGAGGAAACUCGUGGCCCCAAGUUCCAGAUACAGUCUCUAAAUCUAUAUUGGAAUACUUAACUCAGUUACUCUCCAGCUAUGGCCAAUACAAUCAGCUCCGCAAGACCAGCAAGGACAAAAAUAUCCCGAAACAUGACUUAGAGAACAAAAUAACAAUUGGUUUCAACUCCACAGUACGUGUGCUUGAAGAACAGGCUGCACCUAAUCGAGAGAAGGUCUUGAAGAGAAAGGGCAGACAAGCACCAAUUACGAGUACCAAACCUUAUGUCAAAUAUGUUUUCGUUGCGAAAUCUGACAUCACUACGCCUUUAUUGACCAACAGUUUGCCACUUCUAGCGUUUUCAGCAUCUCGAUCUCUGCAAGAUAGAGUCAAGCUCAUCGAAUUGCCCAGAGGCUCGCUGGAAAAGCUUCUGAAGGUGCUCAAAGAGGACAGGGUCAGCAUAAUGUCCCUUCGACAAGACUGGGCCGAGGGGGCUCCGUUGUUCACGCUAAUCGAUGACAAAAUCAAGGACGUAGAAGUUCCGUGGCUCGAGGCAUUAUUUACUGGUGAUGGGGCUCUUGAUGCUGUGUACCAGAAGCCGGAUGUGAGAUUCUUGAAGACAUCUGCGCCUAUAGGGAAGCCAAAGAACCAACAAAAAAAGCAAAAGAAGCAGAAGAGAGAUGGGGAGGGUGAGGAGAAAGAUGAGAAGGAAGAGAACUCGAAGAAGCAAAAGACAAAUUGA
Molecule: messenger RNA, 816 nt
Organism: Sungouiella intermedia
Lineage: Eukaryota; Fungi; Ascomycota; Pichiomycetes; Serinales; Metschnikowiaceae
Source: the annotation of a GenBank genome assembly